Molecule: messenger RNA, 993 nt
Organism: Chelmon rostratus (copperband butterflyfish)
Lineage: Eukaryota; Metazoa; Chordata; Actinopteri; Chaetodontiformes; Chaetodontidae
Product: trace amine-associated receptor 13c-like
Exons: 2
Coding region: 1-993 (330 amino acids)
Biological process (GO): G protein-coupled receptor signaling pathway
Cellular component (GO): membrane
Molecular function (GO): trace-amine receptor activity
Source: RefSeq, a predicted model, not a curated record
AUGGAGACCAUGGAAGGAGCUGAGCUCUGCUUUCCACAGCUGAAUGCCUCCUGCAAGAAACCUACUCAACCUCACACUGAAGCAAUGCUGAUUUAUGUUCUGCUUUCCUCUAUCUCUCUGUUCACCGUGGCCCUUAACCUGCUGGUCAUCAUCUCCAUCUCCCACUUCAGGCAGCUCCAUACCCCCACUAACCUCCUACUCCUCUCUCUGGCUGUCUCAGACCUUCUUGUGGGCCUCCUGCUGAUGCCAGUUGAAAUCAUCUACAUAGAGGCUUGCUGGUUUCUUGGUGACAUUUUGUGCACUCUGUAUUAUGUUGUAGACUACAUCAUUACCUCUGCCUCAGUAGCCAACAUGGUGCUCAUAUCAGUUGACCGCUAUAUAGCUAUUUGUGACCCUUUGCUUUACGCCACCAAAGUCACUAAGAGAAGAGCACAAAUAUGUGUCUGUUUGUGUUGGGUUUGUUCUGUUUUCUUUAGGAUUCUUCUUUUAAAUGAUCACCUGGAACAACCAGGUAGGUCUAACUCCUGUUUUGGAGAGUGUGUGGUUGUAAUCAGUUACAUUGCAGGAAUUAUUGACCUUAUUUUCAACUUCAUCAUACCGAUUACCAUCAUCAUAAUUCUGUAUAUGAGAGUAUUUGUGGUGGCUUUGUCUCAGGCUCGUGCCAUUCGGUCUCAUAUUGCAGCUGUAACAACCCAGCAUUCAAGGCCACAAACUGUGAAGAAAAUGGAGAUGAAAGCAGCCAGGACACUUGGUAUUGUUGUGGUUGUGUUUUUGUUUUGCUUCUGUCCAUACUAUUUUCCGACUCUGGCAGGUGAAGACACGUCUGUCGAUGCUUCAUCUGCAGCCUUUGAGAUCUGGCUGGCACAUUUUAACUCCUGUUUGAACCCUGUCAUCUAUGUCUUCUUCUACCCGUGGUUCAGGGAAUCCAUAAGACUCAUCCUGACACUUCAGAUAUUCAAGCCUGGAUCCCGUGAUACUAAAAUAUCAUAUUGA